Messenger RNA from Malus domestica (apple), 2804 nucleotides. Its product is annotated as pentatricopeptide repeat-containing protein At2g13420, mitochondrial-like. Gene Ontology annotation, molecular function: protein binding. The record is from RefSeq and is a predicted model, not a curated record. Lineage: Eukaryota; Viridiplantae; Streptophyta; Magnoliopsida; Rosales; Rosaceae.
GAAAAACAUCAAACGAAUCCCAAAAACGAUGUCGUCCGCUACCAAAAAGAAAGAAAAAAAGAAAAGAAAAAUUGAUGGCCUCGUCUUCGCCGUCCGCGUCGACUAACCAUGGCGGUGCUCCUCAGUCUGUCUGUGUAACUAGAGCUUCGACGACAGGGUCGUGGUCGUCAUUCUGGGCUUGCUUCCACUCCACUUGGAGAAAGCUGACCCAAAUAAUUUGAAGGGGAACUCGUCACGUUGAAGCAAAUUGCAGAGCUAGAGCAGGGAACAAACAACGCCGUUUGGGUGUGUUUGGCUUAUCAGUGUUUUUGUCUCUUUUUUCUUAUUAGUUUUGGAAUUGAUCUAUAAUUCUUGCUUAGGUGUUGCAUCUGUAGAAAGUGUACUCAAUUUGCUCAGCUGGCUGAUAAUUUUAUUCAUUACCCAACUGGUAGGAAGGUAGAUUUAUCUUUGUAAGGACUAAGGAUGAUUUUUUCAGCACAAAGUCGCUCUUGCUCGUCCUUGCGUUGUUUCCAGUUAUUCUCCUCUCAUGGUAGUUUCCAUUCAGUUCAAAUCCGUCGUUCCUGCUCUUCAUUCCCCAACCUUAAUGACCCAAAUGGAGACACAAAGGACGCUAAUGAUGCUGAGUUGAUAUCGAAAAUCCUUGUCCACCACCAUAAUCCCUUCCACGCUAUGGAGUCCUCUCUCCAACUCCACGGUAUUACUCUCUCCUCCCAACUCGUCCACCACACCCUCCUCCGUCUCACCAAUAAUUCCAAGAUUGCCCUUGCCUUCUUCCACUAUGCCAAGUCCCUCCCCAACCCUCCUCUCACCACUGCCUCCUUCAACCUGCUCAUUGACAUCCUUGCCAAGGUCCGUCAGUAUGACGUCGCUUGGCAGCUCAUUGUUGAAAUGGACAACUUCAACCUCACUCCCACUGCCACCACAUUUCUUACCCUAAUUCGCCGAUUGAUCUCCUCUGGCCUCACCCGCCAAGCCAUUCGGGCCUUUGACGACAUUGAAACCUUCGUCCAAACCAAGCCCAGUAGCCAAGAUUUUUGCUUUUUGCUUGAUACCCUUUGCAAAUACGGUCAUGUUAAGGUUGCAACAGAAGUUUUUAACAAAAAGAAGCAUGAGUUUGUCCCUGAUGUCAAAAUGUACACUGUUUUGAUCUAUGGGUGGUGUAAGAUUGGUCGUUUCGAUAUGGCAGAGAGAUUCUUGAGGGAUAUGAUUGAGCAUAGUAUUGAGCCCAAUGUCGUUACAUAUAAUGUCUUCCUGAAUGGUAUUUGUAGGCGUGCGAGUUUGCACCCUCAGGAAAGGUUUGAGAAGACGAUAAGGAAUGCAGAGAAGGUGUUUGAGGAAAUGUGGAAGAGAGGGAUUGAGCCCGAUGUCACUAGUUUUUCGAUUGUGCUUCAUGUUUAUAGCCGGGCACAUAAGCCCGAGUUGUCGCUUGAUAAGCUGAAGCUGAUGAGGGAGAGAGGGAUAUUCCCCACAGUGGAAACUUACACUUCAGUUGUAAAGUGUCUUUGCUCGUGCGGGAGACUUGAGGAUGCAGAGGAGUUGCUUGGUGAGAUGGUGAGAAGUGGGGUUAGUCCAUGUGCAGCUACGUAUAAUUGUUUCUUCAAAGAGUACAGGGGGAGAAAGAACGGGGAAGGUGCUUUGAAGUUGUACAGGAAGAUGAAGGAGGAUGGUUUCUGCGUGCCCAGUAUGCACACUUAUAACAUAUUGGUGGGAAUGCUUUUGGAAUUGAAUCGAAUGGAGAUUGUGAAAGAAAUAUGGAAUGAUAUGAAAGAGAGUGGGGUGGGACCAGAUUUGGAUUCGUAUACUAUGUUGAUUCAUGGGUUAUGUGCAAAACAGAAGUGGAGGGAGGCUUGUCAGUUCUUUGUGGAGAUGAUAGAGAAGGGUCUUCUUCCUCAGAAGAUUACUUUUGAGACACUCUACAAAGGGUUGAUACAAUCUGAUAUGUUGAGAACUUGGCGAAGAUUGAAGAAGAAACUCGAUGAAGAGUCUAUUUCGUUUGGAUCAGAGUUCCAAAAGUAUCACCUUAAGCCAUUUAGGAGAUGAUAUUCCAUCUGCAGGCAACUGUAGGAUGCAUGCAGUGAGCAUCUGCAUUUUGUUUUCAAGAGAUAUUGCUGUGCCUUUGGCAGAGUCACAUUCAACCUCAAUCAUUUCGUGUCUUUCAUUCCAAGCAUUGAUUAAUUCUCUAUAAUGAUGCAGUAAAUGAGAUGCUUGCAGUUUCUUGUAUUUCUACUUGGCCUUACAGAUUAACUUUCUGGGAUCUGCGCAACCCUCUGAACCGAUCCUGGCAGAGUUUCUUGGCUUGACUACCUCUCAAGAUGUGUGGCGGGCUCUCAAGAAAAAAAAUUUCAUCCGCAGAUUAUGACUCGGGCACUCCAUCUCAAACUUCAACUUCAAACCAUCGACAUGGGCAACUCUAGCAUCUGUGAUUACCUUGACAAGAUCAAAACACUUGCAGAUCCCCUCGCAGCCAUUCAGAAUCGUGUCUCGGAUUCUGAGCUUGUUCGCUUCACUCUCGCCGGUUUGGGUGAUGGUUAUGAAUCUUUUACGAGGUUCAUCCCUACACGAUCAGUCCUUCCAACGUUUGAUCAACUUCACGCACUCUUACUGAACCAAGAAUAUCGACUUCAUCAGCUUCACUCUCAGGCUCAAACUGCGCCUCGAGGAAAUUGUGGUCUUGGAAUUUUUCGUGGUUGUGGACCUUGUGGUUGUUCCUGUCUAUUUUGCAUGCUGAAGAAGGAUAGAUAACAAUGUACUCAUACAAACAAAGCUUCUUAUUUGAAUAAAAUGAUGAGUUCUUUUGUACUUAA